This is a messenger RNA of Cuculus canorus (common cuckoo), 606 nucleotides long. RefSeq names its product cyclin dependent kinase 2 associated protein 2 (gene CDK2AP2). Lineage: Eukaryota; Metazoa; Chordata; Aves; Cuculiformes; Cuculidae. Gene Ontology annotation, biological process: regulation of microtubule cytoskeleton organization; negative regulation of G1/S transition of mitotic cell cycle. Gene Ontology annotation, cellular component: nucleus; cytoplasm; microtubule. The transcript is spliced from 4 exons. The coding region runs from base 56 to 448 and encodes 130 amino acids. The record is from RefSeq and is a predicted model, not a curated record.
GUUUGGCGCGUCACAAUGACGUCAGCGCGGCGCGGGGCGGGGGCGGCGCUCGGGGAUGUCCUACAAGCCCAUCGCUCCCGCGCCCGUCCCCGCCGGAGCCGCCAGCGCCAGCCCCGCCCCCACGGGGCCCGGGGCUCUGUCUGCCGCCACGAGUGUCCCAUCGCCUUCCGGUUCGGUCCCCGGUGCUGCUGCACCGUUCCGACCGCUCUUCAAUGACUUCGGCCCACCAUCCAUGGGCUACGUGCAGGCAAUGAAGCCCCCCGGGGCUCAGGGGUCGCAGAGCACCUACACCGACCUGCUCUCCGUCAUCGAGGAGAUGGGGAAGGAGAUCCGACCCACCUAUGCCGGCAGCAAGAGUGCCAUGGAGCGGCUGAAGCGGGGAAUCAUCCACGCCCGGGCACUGGUCAGGGAGUGCCUGGCAGAGACAGAGCGCAACGCCCGCACGUAACAGCUGCUGUCACCCGGGACCCCCCUAAAACCCCCGGGUCCCCUGGUGUCCCUGCCGUGCUGGCGGCGGGGGGACCACCAUGCUGCCCACGCUCUCCCUUGCUUUAGAAAUCCCUGUUUUUAUAAAUAAAGAAGGUGGUUGGGAGUCUGCCCCCAGCC